GGACGCAGGGCUGGGCUUCGGGGGGGGUGAGACUUGCUCGUGCGGCGGCUGUAGCCGAGGCCUCUUGCUUCUGUGGCACGUGACGGUCGGGCCGCCUCCGCCGCUGUCUCCAUUGCAGCGCGCGGCCAGGUGUGCGGGUGGGAGAAGGUGCGGGGGCCGCCUGUGGUCCCCGGGAGGCUCGAGAUCAUGGAAGGGAAAUGGUUACUGUGUAUGCUACUGGUCCUUGGAACUGCUGCUGUUGAAGCUCAUGAUGGACACGAUGAUGAUAUGAUUGAUAUUGAGGAUGAUCUGGAUGAUGUCAUUGAAGAGGUAGAAGAUUCAAAAUCAAAACCAGAUACCAAUACGCCUCCAUCUCCGAAGGUCACCUACAAAGCUCCAGUUCCAACAGGAGACGUUUAUUUUGCUGACUCCUUUGACAGAGGAUCUCUGUCAGGGUGGAUUUUAUCCAAAGCCAAGAAAGAUGACACCGAUGAUGAAAUUGCCAAAUACGAUGGAAAGUGGGAGGUAGAUGAAAUGAAGGAAACAAAGCUUCCGGGGGAUAAAGGACUUGUAUUGAUGUCUCGGGCCAAGCAUCAUGCCAUCUCUGCUAAACUGAACAAACCCUUCGUGUUUGAUACCAAGCCUCUCAUUGUUCAGUAUGAGGUUAAUUUUCAGAAUGGAAUAGAAUGUGGUGGUGCCUAUGUGAAGCUGCUCUCUAAAACACCAGAACUCAACUUGGAUCAGUUCCACGACAAGACUCCCUAUACUAUUAUGUUUGGUCCAGAUAAAUGUGGAGAGGACUAUAAACUGCACUUCAUCUUCCGCCACAAAAACCCCAAGACAGGUGUAUAUGAAGAAAAGCAUGCUAAGAGGCCAGAUGCAGACCUGAAGACCUAUUUCACUGACAAGAAAACACAUCUUUACACAUUAAUUUUGAAUCCAGACAAUAGUUUUGAAAUACUAGUUGAUCAGUCUGUUGUAAACAGCGGAAAUUUGCUUAAUGACAUGACUCCUCCUGUAAACCCUUCACGUGAAAUUGAGGACCCAGAAGACCAGAAGCCUGAGGACUGGGAUGAAAGACCCAAAAUACCAGAUCCAGAUGCUGUCAAGCCAGAUGACUGGGAUGAAGAUGCCCCCGCUAAGAUUCCAGAUGAAGAGGCCACAAAACCUGAAGGCUGGUUAGAUGAUGAACCUGAGUACAUACCUGAUCCAGAUGCAGAAAAGCCGGAGGAUUGGGAUGAAGAUAUGGAUGGAGAAUGGGAGGCUCCUCAAAUUGCUAAUCCCAAAUGUGAGUCGUCCCCUGGGUGUGGUGUCUGGCAACGACCUAUGAUUGACAACCCCAAUUAUAAGGGUAAAUGGAAGCCUCCCAUGAUUGACAAUCCUAACUACCAGGGAAUCUGGAAACCCAGGAAAAUACCAAAUCCAGAUUUCUUUGAAGAUAUGGAACCUUUCAAGAUGACUCCUUUUAGUGCUGUUGGUUUGGAACUGUGGUCCAUGACUUCCGACAUUUUUUUUGACAACUUUAUCAUUAGUGGUGAACGCCGGGUAGUUGAUGAUUGGGCCAAUGAUGGGUGGGGUCUGAAGAAAGCUGCUGAUGGGGCUGCAGAGCCAGGUGUAGUGGAGCACAUGCUGGAGGCAGCUGAGGAGCGCCCAUGGCUCUGGGUGGUCUACAUUCUGACUGUAGCUUUGCCAGUGUUCCUUGUCAUCCUCUUCUGCUGUUCUGGAAAGAAACAGUCCAGUGCUAUGGAAUACAAGAAAACUGAUGCUCCACAACCAGAUGUAAAGGAGGAAGAAGGCAAGGAGGAGGAAAAGAACAAGGGAGAUGAAGAGGAAGAAGGUGAAGAAAACCUUGAAGAGAAACAAAAAAGUGAUGCUGAAGAAGACGGUGGUACCAUCAGUCAAGAUGAGGAAGAUAGAAAGCCUAAAGCAGAGGAGGAUGAAAUUUUGAACAGAUCACCAAGAAACAGAAAGCCACGAAGAGAGUGAAACAGUCCUAAGAACUUGAUCUGUGAUUUUCCUCUCCCUCCCCUUCCCCUGCAAGUGUGUCCUAGGAGAGGACUUGGUGUACCUUAGGUUGAAACUCAGAAAACCUCAAGACGUCACCAUCUACAGGUUCCAGUCGAACACUAGUCUGUGUAAUUUUAAACAUCUAGCAGUAAAUAAUUGCAGUUGUAACAUAAAGGACCCCAUUUCUGUAGAAAACAUUUAACAAUGGUUGUGAAAUGUAACAUAAAGCAACUAACUUGUAUUUUUGUUUUUAAGAAUUUUUUUUUUUUUUUAAGAUAAAAUUUUUGCCGGUCUAAAAUCUUGGCUUAAUUUAAUAUGUUAACCUGUCCAUCCAGAAAUAACACCAACAUUUAGAAAUGCUAGGGGGAUGAACUGCAAACUUUUUUUAGUUGGUAUUACAAAAUAGUCAAAUGUCUCUGUCCCUAACAUUGAUAAAUCAUGUUUAAGUGCAGUCAUUUGUGGUUAUAAUCUUGUUUUGUGUGCUUCUAUUACUCAAUUCCUCCUAAAGAAAUUGAAGAGAGGUAUUGGAUGGAAGCCCACAUUUAUAUCAAAGUUCUCUUUAAGUUGUAUUGAAAGUAGACCAAAAAAACCCCUCACGAAACAAAAACAGACUUUUCACUUGAUGUUGGUUAGAUCAUAAAGUUCACGUGCUCAGUUGCCCUUGGAACUGCUCAGUUUGCAGACAGCUUUAGUUAGGGGAGGAGGUGGUUUAAUGCAUUUGGGCACUGUACUUCAUACACAGGAGUGUCAGAGCUCUGCAGCUCAGGUCAUUGGAGCACAUAGCUUUCUAAGGAAUGCAGGUGGUACCAGAGUAGAUGUCUUUCAUCGCUUGUUCCACUGUGUCGACACUGUUCUCCUACCUAUUCCCUCAGUCCCCAGCUUUCUCUGCUAUGCAUUCUCUUCACAGCGCAGCUUGCAGUCCAUUGCUGAAAAUGAUUAUAAAGCUCUGCAUAGUGUUAAGCUUUAUUGUGAUUACACGUUUUCUUCUUUUUAAGGAGACCCAUACCUUCCUAGGGUCCAAGUACAGGAUAGACUACAAACUUAUUUUUAUCUAUUUUACUCUGUAAAGACUUUACAAGUCUAAUCCAGAGGUGGGCCAAUUCAGAAUCAGCUGUAAUUGAACACAGGCUAAAAGUAUUUAUGGGAGGAGUGAUACAUAGCAUGAGUUAUUUGACUUUAAUAGGGUAUUUAAAACCUUCAUUUGCAAUUCAUGUACAGUUGUGUCUUGAAUUCACACAAUAAAGCAGUCCUGUUCAAAAAUUUUUUUUAUUGUGGCUUGAAGAAUUUAAUUUUUUUAGUAAUUGUAGGACUUUUCUUUUUUUGUUUGGUUGUUUUGUUUUUCAUGUGGAAUGCAGAUGGGUGCUAGAAGAGCCUCCCCCAUCACUAUAGUGUAAUAAUACCAUUAUUACACCACACUGAAAUGUAUUCAGAAACAGAUGUUUCAGCUUUAUUCUUCAGAGGCGUUCCAGUUGUACUGAUGAUAUUGUUCGCUGCACUGAAUAUAUAUAUAAACACUCCAGUGUUUAUUAGGGAAGAAGUAUAUUUGUAAAGGGUGAAGGCUGUAUUUGUUGUCUUAAAAAAAAGAAACAACAAAAAACACUGGUUUAUUUAAAUUCUUUUGAGGGUGGAAUGCAUUUUUCUUGCUGUUCAGUGCUUUAUCCUUCUCAUCUUCGUUCUGUGGUCACAGUGACCUUAGCUGUGUAGCAGAUUUUCCCAAAUGUAUGGAGUGCAAAUAAACAGUUACUUAGCAAGAACUGAACAUGAUGUCUGCAGGUUUCUCCUUGAAGCAAAUGUGUGGGGAUCACUGCAUUUCUAGAAAUCUGUUUUCUUCACUCUCCAUUGACAUUGUAUUUCAUAUCUAUUUUCUUUCACUGGAGACGUCUUCACCCGAGCUGUAAGCUGAUGGGUUUAUUUAUAUCGUUGGUAUUCAUUGCCUUUUCAGGGUUCUAGUCCUCCCCUCCUCCCUCAGGUUUUCCUCAAAGCUGCAGCCUCCUUUGUUAAAUGUCUGAUACAUAAGUGAAUGACCAGCAGUUUUCAGCUAUUAAAAAAACUUACAGGGCUGGUGUGGUAGCUCAGUUAGGUAGAGCUUCUGUCUAACCUGUGCAGGGCCUUAAGUUUCAUGCCCAACACUAGAUAAGAAAAAAGGUUCAGGUAUUAGAUGCUAGUUACCUGUCCCACUGUUUUAAAAUGCCCACUCCAUCAGUUGUGUUCCUGUUUCUUGUCCACAAAGUACUCUUCACUUUCCAGAUUGUCACAUUACUAAAUGGUCACAUUAAAGUCCUGUUAUAUGUCUA
Nannospalax galili (Upper Galilee mountains blind mole rat) is the source of this 4280-nucleotide messenger RNA. It is a transcript of the gene Canx, whose product is annotated as calnexin. Gene Ontology annotation, molecular function: calcium ion binding. Gene Ontology annotation, biological process: protein folding. Gene Ontology annotation, cellular component: endoplasmic reticulum; endoplasmic reticulum membrane. The transcript is spliced from 15 exons. The record is from RefSeq and is a predicted model, not a curated record. Bases 187 to 1965 code for a protein of 592 amino acids. NCBI's taxonomy places the organism in Eukaryota, Metazoa, Chordata, Mammalia, Rodentia, Spalacidae.